This is a messenger RNA of Pseudovirgaria hyperparasitica, 7065 nucleotides long. RefSeq lists its product as uncharacterized. The record is from RefSeq and is a predicted model, not a curated record. Lineage: Eukaryota; Fungi; Ascomycota; Dothideomycetes; Acrospermales; Acrospermaceae. Gene Ontology annotation, biological process: double-strand break repair via homologous recombination; replication fork processing. Bases 56 to 6745 code for a protein of 2229 amino acids. Gene Ontology annotation, cellular component: Cul8-RING ubiquitin ligase complex; nucleus. The transcript has a single exon.
AGGCAGUACCCGCCAGAGGUACAUCUAUACACGAUCUCAUCAAUGUGAUGCUCCGAUGUUAGCAUGGCGCGAGAAAGGCUAUGUGCCAGACUCUGAGGAUGAGGACGACUCACAAGAAAAAGCUCGUUCACCGGGCUUGCAAGGCGCAGCAGAGACCGAGGCCAACGAUAAUGGGUCCAGGGCUGCUUCUUCCGCGAUAGCACCACGAAAGAAACCGUUCAAGACAUCUACCCCAACGCAGGCCAAAACCGUAGACUAUGACGAUGAUAUCGAUGAGCUGUCAAGAGACCUUCCGAAUCUGGGCGCCCAUCUAAGACAGACACUACCGGUGGAACAGAAGAACUGGGAAAAGAAAGAGACUACUGCGAUACAAAGAGACCAUGACCCGUAUGAAUCGUCUGAUAGUCUGUCCUCGCCGCCGUCAAACCUGUCUACCCCACCCCUCUCGCCAGAGCUGCCGGCUGUAAGUGUCAAUCGGAAUGGUCAAACACGACGCCCACAAGCACACGUCGUGGUAUCACCUCGUGCGCCGAUUUCGGCAAGAGAUGAUGAUGUUGUCAUGGAAAUAAUCGAUAGCAAUCCUCCUCUACAAUCAAGGCGCAACUUCCGCCAGCGAAAAGCCAUUCAGCUGCAUCCAUAUAUUCUUGAAGGGGAAAGAUAUCGACAAGAACUUCGGGCUCGAGGUGUCAAGCCAGUGCAUGUCGGAACACAUGUGCAUGCUCACGCCGCCACUAUUCGUCACGACCAGUACCAGAAUGGGGACGAGCAAUACCAGAGCUCAGUCUCGUCGAGUGGACACAACGGUUCGGGACUCAAUAUCAGUUCACCAGCACACCCAGUACAGACUUCGACUCCGCCUACCUUAGGAAGCUCGCCAGCCGUGCCCAUACCUGAUCGCUCAGAUAGUGAUGCUUCACUGCCAGACGUCCAGGAUCUUUUGAGAAAUGCGACAGCUGGUCGUAUAGGAAAAGAGAUCACUCGGACACCGAAUCCCAAACCAAGACGAGGUCGACCACCCAAACAUAGACCAGUCGGAUCAGUCACGCAUAGAAUUGGAGAUGUAUCAACUAACCGCACGGCAAACUCUCCCUCGUUGCGAAGAAGCGAGCAUCGUCAACUUUCAAGUCCAUCACCGCCAAGAAAACGCGCGAAGAAAGCCCACAUUGAUUCCAAUUCCCGAUUACCGACGCCUACGGCCUCAUCGUCGAUACGAUCACGAUCGCGUUUCAUACAGACCAUACCCGACGAUUCGGACUCGGACGCCAUUACUCGAAGUCGUCGGCGACGUCGAAAUGUACCGGCACCUAUCCAAGUUUAUAGCCAAUCUUCUUCUGCAGAUUCUGGUCCGGACGAAGAGGAUACUCAAGUCGUCGAAAAGGUUGCAUUGCAUAAGUAUCGUCGAAAGAUUAAGGGAGUAUUGCCAGCCUCAUGGCUAAGACUCGACCGGCAAGCGCAGCAAAAACAGCCAGAGCUUAGGAGACCGUCUGCACAAUAUCGAAGAGCAGCAAGCGAAAGUCGUGGACUGGACACAGAAGAGCCGCUCAUGCUCGAUCAGGACCCGACAGACCAUCUACGUGUGCCGCAGUAUGAGACCAACAUAGAGAAUACAACAAAUGUAUCCAGUGAUGAAGGUAGACUUGAAGAGGAAGGCUUACGUCAGAUACAUAACACUAUGGGCGAAGCGGACGAGUACGACGUGGUUGAUACGAUAGCCCUACCCAAAGCCAGAAUACGCGCACCAAAGGCCACAAAACGGAAGAGACAGCUCAGACUGGACGAUCAGGGCCUACGAAGUAUUACUUCCGGGAAACGUGGCAUUCGGUUUGAGGAUGAGAAGAGCAGAAAGCCACGAAACAAUGGUACGGCCGAUCUCUCUUCCAGGGUCCCUCGAUCUCAUCGAUCGAAGAAGGCACGGACGUAUCUGCCGAGGCGGAGCAUACUUGAUGCCCCGCUUUCUCCGGCUGAGCAUUCUGAGACGGUCCCUCAGUUCAUUCGUCUCGCGCAGCGCCAAGCGCGAAGACAAGAUAGCCAGGGCAGACAUAGCCCCUCCCACAAACAUGUGCGCUUGCAAACCGAGACCGACACAGCGGACGCAUUCAAGACUCUGACCAGGUGGAGAGAGGGCAAGAUCGUACGGUCAAAAGAGAAACCCCGGGGUCCUCUUCGAGGGCCUCUGCAACCGCGGGACGCAAAUCAGGACCAGCACACCCUCGAAGUAUCCGUACAGAAGAGCCGCCCAGAGACCGUCAUAUCUUCAAAUUUCAAUGAUUCCUCAAGGAACGGCGUUCAAAAGAACACCGCGAGUCUGCGUCAAAGCAGAUUACAACCUAUUUAUAUGCAGCAGACUGUGUCAAGGGAGCAACGUCCACGAAUACACCAUGUAAGUAGUAGUACAAAAGGGCUGCGUAGAGGUAGACCUCCAGUCAGCGAUCCUAUGUACCGUUCGGGCCAACUGGAAGGCAUAGAAGAUGAGAAUAACCUACCUUCGUCUCGCACAAAACUCGCAGCCAAGACGAAUAUCAUUCAGGCUCUCAAGAAAAGGGGUCCUGCUAUGCCGCUUCAAUUGGAAAGAUACUUGAUGGAGAACGUAUCAACUGAAGCCGACGAGACGAGGAGUACAUUCGAUGGUGACCGGCAAGACCACUCCAAGUCGACAGGUUCACAUGCGCCUCGCCUGAGGAAACGGAAGCCAGUACGCCUCGACGUGCAGACUCGCGAGUAUCGACAGCCUUCGGAUCCCCUGCCAAUCACAAUUCCAUCUGAAGAGCCUCAGGGUGUCUAUACGAAAGGUUUACAGGGUCUUGAUUCCUACAAUCUGAGGUUCUCUACUGAUUUUGAUGUUCAUCCUCUCGAAACCGAUACAUUCUUCGGCCCUGAUACUUUCGUAGGAUCGGGAGAGUUUAAGCUAUCUUUGACCGCUGGGACGCGAGACUUUAGCACUUGUUCUGGCUCGGAUCUUGUUGUAUUUGGAGAAUCAAAGUUCUGCUGGAAUUAUUGGAACGAUAUUGCCGCCUCUGAACUGUCGAAGGGCUUCCAAAGUUACCUUCUACAAUUCGAGUCGAUUUCUGAGGUAUCGAGUGAGCAAGCAGUUGAUAGUCUCUAUGGCAAACUAGAGGUAACUUUACGUUCACUGGUCAAAUACUUCGCUAGGACAAUGCGGUUCUCGGACCCCGUUGAUCGUUCCUCGUGUAUACAGAAGACCAUCGAUGCCUUGACUGGAAUGCUACCAAUCUACUCUGGCAACGAUCCUCGGGAGACUAUAUCUCGAGGCAAGAUCGCCUCAAACACGCUGUUGUGUGCUUUGAUGGGAAUAUUGUCGGACAUGUCACAGCAUUCUUCCGUGCAACAUAGCUUGAGACUGAGUGCUGAGGCGUUGUUUUCGAACUCUGUCAAGUUUCUUUUCUCGAACAUCUUGGCUGGUGGACUAGGACAACUGAGAGGAUAUCUCUCCGAUAAUCGACUCCAUCUCCAACGCGAGAAGGGCAUCUGUGACGAUCGACCUUUUGUUGAAGCCCUGAUAGUAGCACUACACCUCGGUGCAAAGCCCAUCCUCUCAGUGACAUCUUUGGGAAACUUUCUCGGAGAGCAGCUUGAUACACAGCUGAAGGAUGUUCAGCAUGUGGCACGAUUCGAUAGUAUUUGGUACGACAUCUUUACGAUCCUCCCGUAUGCGGAGAUGGAAGCAGACGGGUCGAUGAGGACUGGACGUCGGUUUCAAGAGCCAUUGGAGCUUUGGCCGGGAGUUAAAUCAUUGCUAAGCAGACUGUUCCAGCUAUAUUUUGCAUCUCAAGCCAGUCCGGCUAUGAAUGGCUAUAUCCGAGCUGUUCUGACGCGAUGCUGCAACCUUGUCCAGUUAUGGGGCUGGUGUCACGGAGAAUCCGUCCUCGGAAUAAUAUUCGACUUCCUCGCGCGCAAUGGUCUAGCUCCUUUGCCGCAUGAAGAAUAUCAUGGAUCGCCUCGGUUCUUGGAUAGUCUCAAUCAACCCACCGAUCUUCGUGUGCAGCCGGAAGACAAGGCAUUCCACAUAUUCCUGAAGAUGCUCGGAUCAACUCUCAGAAAACUUGGCGCAUUAUAUUCAAGGAAGAAGAUGCCAGGAAUUGUCUAUAGAUUCAUUCCUAAUCAUGGCCGAGUGUACAGGAAAGACAUGCCUGUCAAGCAGCAGGAUCUAGACGCGUUGCAAAACCAUCAUGAUCUCCUCUGCGUUUUGUAUUGGGCAUCUCCGCCAGGUUGCCGACCGAAGCUGGACCUUUUGCGAAAUCUUGUUGACCACCAGUCAUCACAUCGGGAGGCAUGCCGACUGAAUGUACGAGCAUGGACUAUCCUUGUUCGAUUCCAACUUUCAACGACUGAAGAUGCUGAAUCUAUUGUACCGUUUGGGACAUGGUGCAAGGAGCUGAUAGAGCAGACGCAAGACCAGUAUUGGCUCGCCAAGACAGAAGCUUUAUCUCAAGUUGACGCGGCUCGCGGUAAAGGGGUCAGAACAAUCACGGACGAUAUCGUUCAGUCAACGAUAACGAAGAAUCAGCGUCAAAUCUUGGGGACAAUGAGUAGUAUAGUUGCAGGCAUGAGGACCGCUCUCAUGACGUCCAAUGACAAGCACAAGUCUGCACUACUACUCCGCCAUGCCUGCUUGACGUCGAUUUUCAAACUCUUCGAUCCCAUGCUGAAACGGGCGAAUGCAGUCAUUCUUGAGGCGCUCGAAGUGUCUCGGGAGUAUCUCCAGCGUUGCGCAAAGGAAGCAGAGAAUGCUGCCGAUAAAGCCAAUGACGAGAGUCAAGACUACGGAGACUUUCCUGAUUUAGAUGAGAUGGAUAUAUCCAGCGACAAUGCAAACGCGUCCACAGCUCCGGAUGAGGCCGAUUUUCUGACAGAACCACUGUGGCAGCUGGUCUCGAAUUGCUUCGGGGCUGACAAAUCUCCCACUGAUGAUAGUAUGCUCUCGGCGUCGGUUGAUACCUGGGUGGCCGCGACCAGGGCUAAUGUCAUGGUAAAGCAACAACCUUGGAGCAUCUACAUUGAUCCGUAUAAUCCGAUGUCAUGGCACCAGCUUCGAGACACCGAGCAACGUCGAAUAUACACUCCUUACUUCCUGGCCCAAGUCUUGACGACCGACAUGAAGGCAUACGAGGGCAACAGUAUCAUCUUCCUGUCCGCUUGGCUCGUCUCGCUUGUCGAGCGAGAGGCUCUGGUGCGGUUUCAAUACAAACUUACCGCCGCCUUAGCUAGCGACGUCUUGUCAGAGCCUCUCCUGGAAAACCUCCCCUUUGAGAGGGACCGUGCCUCGCAAUACAUGAUCGGGCCAAUCGAGCUCCGCGAACGUCGACUCAUGCUCAUAUCAACAGUGCUCGGUAACAUGCGCCAAGAUCUCGAACGGAUGCCUCAUGGGCCCGCAAACCACAUUACCGGAAAAAGACAAGACUACGGGCAACUGCUCAAGGACCUCAUGGGCGCCAUGAAGCGAAACUACCGCGAGCUCCAGCAGGGCAACGUCGUAGUCACCGGAAGCUACGUCGACUUCGUGCACCGCGUCGUCGAAUCUCUGCAGCAAUUCACCUCGGACAUCCGGCCCCUCGACCCCUUCUUCACCGACUCCGCCGCAUUCCCCCUUCCCGCAGAUGACCCGAACUACGUAAUCGGCAAGUUGAAAGGCUACGCAUUAAAGACAGGCGAAAUGGGGAACUGCAUCCAACUAGCAACCUUCCUACAAACCCUCACCCAACGCGCCGCCAUCGACAACCAACACUCAAUCCUAGCCCAGCAACUCCUCAGCGCCAUAAACCACCCCUUCGAAUCCGGCCUCCCGCACAAACCCACCCUGCGCCGCCUCCUCAUGCAAGCCCUCUUCCCCGUCUACAUCCCCCUCGCCCUCUCCACCCCCUGCGGCUGGCUCCUCGCCCAACCCAUCCUCAGCGUCUGCACCACCCUCCUCGACUCCCUACCCUACACCUUCUCAGUCUCAGACCCUCGUAGCCGCGCCGCGGUAUCGUCCAUCCUGGACUCCCAUCUGCGUACCCUCUGCCGGACCGCGCACCUCGUCGUCUCGCGCCCUGCUCUCCUGCAUCAGCCUAGCGUCCUGCGCAUCCUCGCGCUGCUCUUUGAUAAUGUCGCUGCUGCGCUGCCGGUGCUGGAUUAUGUUUCUCGGCGUACGACGGGGCAUUGUUGCGGUGGUGGAGGGGCAUGCGGGCCGCUGGUCACAUACCUCCUCUCGUGCGCGUCAUUUGUUGCAGAUUCGCUGGGCGGUGUGUCGGAUGUGCCUUUGCCGGUCCUUCCUGAUGCUGUUGUGGAUGGUGGUACUGCCAUCUCGACGACGAUGACGAUGACGACGACGACGAAUACUGCGGAUAUGCAGCAGCAGCCGCCGCUCUUCGGUAGUAUCCGCGCUUUUUGCGACGUGGAGUUGCGUCGGGCGUUGGUGGAUAGGUGGGAUAGACGGGAUGGUGGUGGUGGUGGUGGUGGUGGUGGUGGUGACGAGGACGACGACGGUGGGGUGUAUACUUUUGUUGAAGCGGGGGUGCGGAGGAGGACUACUGGGGCGUUGAAUGGGUUGGGUGGGUUUGAGGGGGUGAAGGGGGAGGUGCUUGGUUCUGUGCGCGGGUUGAGGGGGGUUUGGGGGGUUGUUGUGCGUGGUGGGCUUGGUGGUGGGAGUGGUGAGGAGAGGGAGGAGGUGGUGGGUUUGUGGGAGAGAGGGAGCGGGAGUAGGAGGUAUUUGCAUGUUGGUGAGAUGGGGGGUGAGUUUGUUGUUUGAGUUGAUUCGAUGGUGAUGGGAUACGGAGAAGGGAUACAGAGAAGAAGGUAAAGGAGAGUGUAUAUAUGUGAGGAAGAAGACGACGACGAGGGAGUGGUGGGUGUGUAACGAACGUCAUGAACAGAGGUCGUAUUUGUAUUAAUCACCCCCCAAAAAGGGUGCCAUGGCAUGGUGUUUAUAUGUUCGUAGUAGGUAUGUCAUCGGAUCGGUUCGGUCUGGGGUUCGAUUGGGUGGAGUUGGAGUAGGAGUUUGGGCUGGGCUGGGUGACGUUGGGGUUAGGGGGCGCAAAUACACUUCUAUAUACAUACACAUCCAUCCAC